GGUAACAUACGAUUUUGUUAUGGGUGUGAAGUUUAUAGCAUGUGUAUAUGUACAGGAAAGUGUAGUUGAAAAAAACACUAUUAAAACCAUGAUAAUAAAUUGUAGACAAAAAAUAAAAAUUUGAUAAAUUAUCAAUUAAAUCAUGCCCGGUACAAGACGUAAUUCAAGUCGAAACAAUUCAAGUGGACGUACAACAUUAAAUAUUUGUCAUUCGCAUUCUCAUAAUCAAUCACCAUCAUCGACAAUAAAUGUAACCUCGACAACGCAUAUUAAUUCAUCAUUCAGUGAUGAGAAAAGAUAUGGUGAAUCAAUAAACAAUAGACUUUUAGCUCCAAAACAUGUUCCAAUUCCUGCGGUUCCUGUUGAUGAUCAAUUAUUUUUUGAAGCUCUUUCUUUUGGUAUAUCAAUAGCUGCCGCGUUAAUGCAAUUUUUGAAUUUAUAUAAAACUGUCUGGUGGUUACCACAGUCUUACAAUGAUUAUAGCAUGAACUUUUAUUUAAUAGAUCCUUUUUUAAUGAUAUUCAUCCUGACGAUGAUGGCUAGAAGAUUUAUUUAUGCACUAUUACGACGAUGUAUUGAUGCUUUUAGUCCAGCGAGAUGGUUGCCAAGCGUCCAAAGAUUUAUUAGGAUUGUUUUACUGAUAAUUAUAUUAGCAAUAUUAACUUGGUGUCUAUAUUAUAUGAGUGAGCGUCAUAAUGUGAUAAAAGUUUUCUAUCUAUGCUAUCCGAGUAUUUCUGUAUAUUUUCUUAUGUUUGGAGUAAACAUAGGGCCUUUUUUUGAUAUUACGACGGCUCCUCUUUAUGUUAAAGAAGAUCGAAAAACUAAAUUUUUACUUGAUAAACCUUUGCAUAAUUGUUCAUUAAAUGCAUCUACAAUAAGAGCAGAAGUAUCGAGCUUACGCUCUGAUUUCAAUCGUCGAUUAAAACGAGCACUUUUUGCAUCUUCAGGUAGUGCGUAUGUUUGUGGAAUCGCACCAAUUAUUUUUGUACCUCAACAUCUUCAUUUUAAUAUUGGUUGGGUAGUACAACAUGUAGUUUUCUUUUGGUUAGGACAAUUGAGUGCUCACUUUGCUCAAGCAUACCCCGUGAGAUACUGCGAUGUUUUACACAGAGCAGCAUUACAUUUAGGUAAAUGGUCAAAAGUAGAAAGCAGAAAUAUACAUCUUCCGACGCAAUUAUGGAGUGAUAAUGUUAUUUGGCCUCAUGGUUCGCUUGUUAAACAUAAUAAAGAAUUAUAUCGAUCAGAAGGUCUUUGUACAGCAGCAGAACCUGGUAAUUCAAGUCAUAAUAGGUUUUAUGCUCUCUUUAGUAAUCCAACCAUGUUGAUAUGUUCACUGUUAUGUUUACAAUUGUUAUUAAUAGCAGCACAAUUAUUUAUUUUAUUUCGUACUGUAGAAUGGUACCAAAUACUUUCAAUGACGUUACUACUAAUAUUAAAUUAUUAUUAUACAUUAUUUAAAUUAGCUCGUGAUUAUUUAGUAUGUUACCGUGUUUAUCGUGCUGAACAAAUUGUACAAGAGAGAACACAGGCUGCGAUAAAUAAUAAUCAAUAAUAUUUAUAAUUUUUGAUUAGAAUAUAAAUAUAAAUAAUAUUGAUUUAUCAUAAUGUAAAAAAAUAA
Molecule: messenger RNA, 1618 nt
Organism: Chelonus insularis
Lineage: Eukaryota; Metazoa; Arthropoda; Insecta; Hymenoptera; Braconidae
Product: transmembrane protein 39A
Exons: 7
Coding region: 143-1552 (469 amino acids)
Cellular component (GO): membrane
Source: RefSeq, a predicted model, not a curated record